AUGCCGCCCUCUUACUUUUACCACCUGGCCUUUGAAUUGUACCCUCACCCGCCAAAACCCCACGCCGCCGUUGCAGACGUUGAACCGCUCUUCGUUCCGCCGCCUGGCACCGAUAUAUUCGCCAGCGACCUCCCUGUGCACCGCAUUUCCUCCUGGGCGUCGCCGCCCCGCUCGCGCAAGAACGUACGCCGCAGCAAGACGGCCUACAGCGUCGACCUCAGCAACAACCGGCCAGCCGUGACGCAGAGGCCCUCGUACAGCGAACGCAGGAACAGCCAUCUCGACAGCAGCGCCCCCGGUAGCGAGGCGCUUUACCUCCCCCCAAAGAAGCCCGCGGGCAGCACUGCGGCAACAGCGACGAAGGACUGGCGCUUCGACCGCGUGUCGAUCCAGAGCAUCGACAUGGAGGAAGCGCGGGCCGCUCCGAAGGACGACGCUGGAGCUCGCGGCAAGUCCGUGGGCAAUACUGCGCGCGCGGCAGGCUCUGGCCUGGCAACCAAAGGCAAAUUCAUCCCGGCCGACCCGAAGAACACAGAGGUGGGGUGGGGGGUGGUGCACCUGUACCGCGAUGCCCAGGAGACGCCUGGUCUCUACGAUGACACGGCUUCGAGCGCUGGCUCGGACGGUGGCGGGGUGGGAAACGAUGGCGAGAAGCAGACCUUCAACGAAGAGGAUUGCACUACCUUGUGCAUUCUGGCAGUGCCAUCGUACAUGACGCCGUCUGAUUUUCUGGGCUAUGUCGGAGAGCAGACGAGAGAAGACGUCAGUCACUUCAGGCUGAUUAGAACGGGUCGCGCCAAUAAGUACAUGGUUUUGAUGAAGUUCAGGGAAGCUAAGAAGGCUAGGCUAUGGCGGAAGGAGUGGAACGGAAAGCUGUUCAAUAGCAUGGAGCCUGAGAACUGUCAUGUUGUCUUUGUCAAAUCAAUUGAGUUCCAACCAUCUGGAGGAGACAACGACCCUUCAAGCUUCCCUAACAUGAACAAUGACCCCUUCACCCCUUCCGCUAGACCGACCCCAUCGGCACCCAUCCCCGCGGGUUCUUCAUCUGCAGUUGACUCUGGCUCACUAGCGUCAUUGAGCACAAAGCCUCUCCCGCCACCUACCUCAUCGCUGGUGGAGCUACCUACAUGCCCUGUGUGCUUGGAACGCAUGGACGAGACUACUGGACUCCUGACGAUCCUCUGUCAGCACGUCUUCCACUGCGCGUGCCUGGAAAAAUGGCGCGGCAGUGGAUGCCCCGUUUGCCGGUACACGCAAAAUGACUCCCUGAUCGCCCGCGGAUAUGCGUCUGACGGUGAGGGCCCCGAGAACGAGUGCUCGGUGUGCGGCACGUCGUCGAACCUCUGGAUAUGCUUGAUCUGCGGCAACAUCGGCUGCGGGCGGUACGAUUCCGCCCACGCCUUCCAGCACUACGAGGCCACGAGCCACAGCUAUGCCAUGGACAUCGCAACGCAGCAUGUGUGGGACUACGCUGGCGAUGGCUACGUGCACCGGCUCAUCCAGAACAAGGCCGACGGCAAGCUCGUCGACCUGCCCGCCGCGCACGCUAAUUCGCAGCAUCCUAACAACAGUAUGACGGGCAUGGGCGCCGACACGGUGCCGCGCGAGAAGCUGGACAACAUGGGCGCCGAGUACGCGUACCUGCUGACCAGCCAGCUCGACAGCCAGCGACUGUAUUUCGAGGAACAAGUCGAACGCGCGGUCGACAAGGCUGCCAAAGCAUCGGCUGCGGCCGAGGAGGCGGCCGCGGCGGCGACGGCCAUCGCGCAGCAGCUUCGUGAGUUGCAGACGCAGCACAAGGACGCGAAGGCUACUAUUGCUUCGUUGGAGAAGGACGUCCAGCGCCUAACGACACGUGCGACGAAAUCUGAUGAGCUGGCGCGCUCGAUGACGAAGCAGUUUCAGGAGGAGAAGAGCGUCAGCGGGGCGCUGAUGCAGCGAAUCAAACACCUCGAUGCCAAGUUCGCCGAGGUGGAAGAGAGGAACAAGGCCCUCGAGGCGGAGAAGAGGGAUCUCGAGGAGCAGAAUCGGGAUUUGAGCUUCUUCAUCUCCGGGCAAGAGAAGCUCAGAGAGUUGGGUGAAGAAGGCGCUGAAGGGGGGCUGAACGAGGAUGAGGUCAGAGAAGGAAGGGUCGAGGUUGGCGCUACCCCAGAGGAAAGGGGGAAGCGGAGGAAAGGGAAGGGCAGAAAAUGA
Lasiodiplodia theobromae is the source of this 2193-nucleotide messenger RNA. RefSeq names its product Zinc finger UBP-type protein. The record is from RefSeq and is a predicted model, not a curated record. Lineage: Eukaryota; Fungi; Ascomycota; Dothideomycetes; Botryosphaeriales; Botryosphaeriaceae. Bases 1 to 2193 code for a protein of 730 amino acids. The transcript is spliced from 2 exons. Gene Ontology annotation, cellular component: cytoplasm. Gene Ontology annotation, biological process: protein ubiquitination; Ras protein signal transduction. Gene Ontology annotation, molecular function: zinc ion binding; ubiquitin protein ligase activity.